AAAGAAUAAAGAAAAAGAAGAAGAAGAAUGUGUUGCUUUUCUUUCUUUCUCUCUCUUUCUUUCUUGGAAAUCAGUGUGAACCACCCAUCAAAAUUUCACACACUGAAAUGCUUAUUUGAUUUCAAAACUUGAUUCUUUUCAUCGUUUCCCAAUCUGAUUUCCGCUCUGUUCCUUAAAACAUCACCAAAUUACUUUUUUUUUUAUAUUGAAAACCAAAGCCAUCGCCAUGGGAAGAGGCAGAGGAGUUGCGGCUCUGAAACCCACGGCGGCAGUUACGGCGGCGGAGGUAAAUGGAUCAGGGCCGAUGCCAGUAUUAAAGGAAGUUAGAUACCGUGGCGCGAGGAAGAGACCGUGGGGAAGAUUCGCCGCUGAAAUCAGAGACCCGUUGAAGAAAGCAAGGGUUUGGCUCGGAACCUUCGAUUCUGCCGAGGAUGCCGGACGCGCUUACGACGCCGCCGCAAGAACACUCCGGAGACCAAAAGCCAAGACCAAUUUUCCUCGCCGCUCAGGAUCCAGCCCUCGAUGUAGAACUGCAGCUUCGCCAACGCCACUUGCUGCGAUGGGAGAUUCAACCCCUCUGCUGCUGCUCCGCCGCCCUGGAUGGCAACUUCCUCCUCGGCCAGAGCCGUUUCCUCCAUAUGCAAUUUUUAUAAGUUGCUGA
This is a messenger RNA of Arachis ipaensis, 661 nucleotides long. The record is from RefSeq and is a predicted model, not a curated record. NCBI's taxonomy places the organism in Eukaryota, Viridiplantae, Streptophyta, Magnoliopsida, Fabales, Fabaceae.